AUGGUUCGCCUCAUUCCUUAUGGCUUAGCUCUGCUAGGUAUAAACUCUCGUCUGGGUCUGGCAACAGCGAGACAAUUCUUUUUCAACCCGCCUCCCGGAUAUGGAGCCUCAACAAGCUCGUCGUCUGCCUCCUCCGAAGGGAAUGACCAGUUCCUGCUCAAUGGAUAUCAACAUCCAAUGAGUAACUCCUACAAGAAUAUGCCAUAUCAAGAGCCGUACGUUUGGAGCGCGCCGAACGAAGAAGACGUACCAGAACUCGACGCGCUGUCGACAGAGCAUUUUACGCGUGUUGGGCAUCCUCUAUUUCCCCACCAUUCCGUUAGGAUCAAAAAGUCAAAGGGGUGGUGUGAUCCAAACGCCAAUUCGUACACCGGAUACAUAGAUAUUGGUGCCAAGCAUCUUUUCUUUUAUUUUUUCGAGUCACGCAAUCCCUCAUCGGAUCUUGUUCUUUGGACGAAUGGUGGCCCAGGGUGCUCCUCUUCUCUCGGUCUAUUCAUGGAACUCGGACCAUGUGCUAUCCUAUCCAAGGAAGAUAUGGAAGCUCCUAAAUAUAACCCGUACUCAUGGAACAACAACGCCUCUGUCAUCUUCAUUGACCAACCUAUCGGCGUGGGCUUUUCGUAUGCCGACUAUGGGGAACACGUUGGACGUACGGAAGAUGCAGCAAAAGAUGUGGCUGCUUUCGUUGCAAUCUUUAUGGAGAGAUUUGUGAACAAGAGAAAAGGAGCUGAGAACGUCAAGUUCCACUUGGCGGGUGAGAGUUACGGCGGAAGAUAUAUCCCAGUAUUCGCAGGAGAGAUCGUCGACCUUAAUACUCAACUCAGGGCUCACGGAUUGACACCCGUUCCUCUCAACUGUACGGCAGCAGCAGCAACAUGUGGUGCAGAGUUCUUCCAACCAUUCUGGACGUCUGGCCUCAACCCAUAUGAUAUCUCGAAAGUAUGCGAGGGUCCAAUCGAAGAAACGCUCUGUUAUCCUGUUACAAAGUAUAUCGCUAGCUACCUUAACAAACCGGAAACAAGGGAGGCUCUUGGGGUCAGCUCCAAGGUCGAUGUCUUCACUGGUUGCAGUGACGCUGUCCAUGCGGAUUUCGCAACUCAUGCUGAUGAGAUGAGAAUGACGACACCAUAUGUCGAAGGCCUAUUGGAGCGAGGUGUCAAGGUGUUGAUCUACGUAGGAACAUACGACUGGAUCUGUAACCACGUUGGAAACUACCGCUGGACAUCGGCUCUCCAAUGGACUGGACACAAGGAUUUCAAUGCCAAGGAACUGAGAGAGUGGAAGGUGGAUGGAAAGGUUGCAGGAAUGACGAGAAGCGCGCAGGGUCUGACUUUUGCUACCGUGUUUGGUGCAGGACACAUGGUACCGUACGAUAAACCUAAGGAGGCUUUGACGAUGCUCAGUAGAUGGCUAUCUGGUCAAGAUUUGUAA
Messenger RNA from Acaulospora colombiana, 1431 nucleotides. NCBI's taxonomy places the organism in Eukaryota, Fungi, Glomeromycota, Glomeromycetes, Diversisporales, Acaulosporaceae. The record is from the annotation of a GenBank genome assembly.